Molecule: messenger RNA, 3014 nt
Organism: Cuscuta campestris
Lineage: Eukaryota; Viridiplantae; Streptophyta; Magnoliopsida; Solanales; Convolvulaceae
Source: the annotation of a GenBank genome assembly
AGCCCCCGAGCCUGAGGCUCGGAACCCCAAAGCUACAGUAUGCUACAUGGAAAAAAGCAAAACGCACUAACACACACAGAGCGAGAAAAUGAUAAUCGAGAAAAGGAAGAGAGAGAAAGAGAGAAAUGCGAUGGCGAGAAUUUAGGGAGGAGAGAGAGAGUUUUGAGGGUUUUAGAGAGAGAAAAGGAGUGGAGAUAGAAAGGAUGGGCCAGAUCGUGAGGAGGGGGAGGAAAGGCCGCCCCCCCAAGGCGGAUCUCGGCGGGAGCCGCCGAGCCGCCACCGCCGCGGAGACGGAGGGAGAACUCCGGCGGAGUAGCCGGCGGCGAAAUGUCAAGUACACUUUCGACUUCGACGAUUUCCUCGACGACGAGGAUUUCGAGGAGGAGGAGGAGGAGGAAGACGACGAGGACGACGGCCGGAAGGAGAAGAAGCUCGAGCUGCUGCUGAAGCUACAGGGCGAGGACGAGUUGACUCGCAGCCGGAACCGGCAGUCUUCUCACGCUCAGCCCGCGUCAGCGUCAGAUGAGGAGGACGACGAAGAAGAUGACAAGCCAUCUAAGAAAAGAAGAAUCUCGCGCCGCCACGAUGAUGAAUACGAAGAAAAUGAGGACGGAGAAGAAGGUGAUGACGCUGAUGAUAACGAAAAUGGAAAUCAAAAUGACUUCGAGGAAUGUGGAAGAAAAGCAGAAGCUAGAAGUUUUGAAUCUUCUCCAGGAACACCAUCUGGACGUCCCUCCCCGUUUCCGCUACCAGACAAGAAGAUGCUAGAAAUAAUCCUGGACAAGCUUCAGAAGAAAGAUAUUUAUGGUGUCUAUGCAGAACCGGUUGAUCCUGAAGAGCUUCCGGAUUACCAUGACGUGAUUGAACAUCCUAUGGACUUCUCAACCGUGAGGAACAAACUUAGAAAUGGAUCGUAUGCGACAUUGGAACAAUUUGAGAGUGAUGUCUUCUUGAUAUGUUCAAAUGCAAUGCAAUACAAUGACUCUGAUACCAUAUAUUACAAACAGGCUUCUUCAAUCCAAGAACUUGCCACACGGAAAUUUCAGAAAAUACGAGUCAAUGUUGAACAUACAGAGCGCUUAGAAAAGGUCAAAUCAGAUCCGAGGCCAAAAUCAAGCCCUCUUGUGAAAAAACAUAUAAAGAAACCUGUGGGCAGAACAGUGCAAGAAUCUGCUGGCUCCGAUUUCUCAUCUGGUGCAACCCUCGCGAAUGCUGGAGAUGCACAAAAUGAUUCAAAUGCCUUCCCGGGAACCUCGGGCAGAAUAAACAGCACUGAUGGGCCUACGGAUGGAAAUGUUUUGUCACCUGACAACUUGGACAUGGAAGAAUUACAUUCAGGGAAGGGUCAUCUCCAUAGAUGUGGAAGAAAGUCAGCCCUACAAGAUGAGAAUCGGCGUGCAACUUAUGAGAUAUCAACUCAAUCUGCUUGCACAAGUUUGGAAUCAUUGUUUUCGACAUUUGAAGCAGAAAUCAAGCAUUUGGUUCCUGUGGGGCUUUAUGCUGAUCAUUCAUAUGCAAGGAGCCUUGCUUGUUUUGCUGCAACACUCGGGCCAAUUGCCUGGGAAUUUGCAUCUAGGAGGAUCACACAAGCACUCCCUCCCGGGUUAAAAUUUGGUCGCGGUUGGAUUGGGGAAUAUGAACCACUUCCCAGCACAGUAUUGAUGCUCAAGAACCAUACCCUGAAGGAACCUUCGUUUCUGGCCAAAUCCACACAGAAAGUUAAGGUUGAGAAGAAGAAGGUGGAAAUGAUGGAACCUAAGAGCAUGUAUGAAGUGAACCAACAGUAUGUUUGUCCAAAACCUCCCACUCCGAAUAAUAUUGAAAGCAAACCUUUUUUCCUCGGUUCUGGAAAGAAACCUCCUAAUUCUUCUAGUCCCCGAUACGAUCCUCAAAACUGUCCCUCCCCAAACUUCAUUAAACCUGAGAAAAAGCUUAUAAGGCAGUUCGAAUUGAAUUCUCAACCUCUACCCUGCAACCAAAGUAGCUUUGAACCAAGUAAGGUGGCUAAUAACAUUAUUGAAGUACCUGCCGGUUCAAAGAACAGAAAUCUAUCAUCUUCUUCUGCACCUUCCCAGCUACUCGAUGCAAAAGGAAAAGAUAAUAGCCGCCAUAGCAAUGCGGCUACUCGCCUCUCAUCUGUUGGUGGUUCUGAUAAUGUUAACAAAGGUGUUACCUUAUUUCCUCAUGGACAAGGACAUGGGCCAAGUGAUUCAAAUAAUGCUUCUGCAGUUGCUGCUCGCGCUUGGAUGUCAAUGGGGGCAUUGGGGGGUUUUAAACAAGCCAGCGAGAGUCAAAUUUCUGCAGAGUCCUUGUAUAACCCAUCUCACAAUUUUCAACUGCAAAAUUUACAAUAUCGUCCCUCUUCUGGGAUGCAUUUCCUCCCCGGGAAAGGAAUCUAUCCAUUUCACGCCUUCAUGCCACAUACAGCUAGAGGGGUAGUGGGGAUUGAAGGCCAGGUCCCUAACAGACCGGUGAUGUUCCCACAAUUUGUAGGACCCAUUGACCCGUCUAGAUUCCACCCACGACAGAAUCUCAAUUCACAUUCUGCCGUUCAGUCAAGACUGAACCGGGAAUCAGUCCCUCCCCCUGACUUGAACAUUAGUUUUCAGUCUGCCGGGUCCCCUCCCAGCAGGCCAUCUUCGGGCAUUUUGGUCGACUCUCAACAGCCAGACUUAGCCUUGCAACUGUGACAAGUUCUCUUCAAGAACUAUCAUAUGAAGCGACUCGAGAGCAGUUUCUAGAACUACAUAUCAUUCAAUCACACAUCGUCCCACGUCUCCUGUUUGGGGUUCUCGGACAACACGGUCUUUUCGUAAUUGUGGAAGCAUAUAUAGUCUGAGGUUGGAAAUUGGAAUCAGGUAAGGUAGUAGGAUAAUAGGGAAGCAUUAGUUAGGGGUGGAUGAAUGUUGUAAUAAUAUACUGUAGUUAAUUUGGAUUUAGGUUAUUUAUCUGGGGUUACCCCCAAAUGGAAAUCAGCAUUCUUGUACAUUUGUUCACAGGAAGUUUGCUUUCUU